CCCGUCCGCCCCGGAGGGCCUGGGGGCUGGUGGGGCCUCUCUGUCGGCCUGGACAUGGUUCGCGGUUUGGGGUUCACAGUGCCGGGGCUGCCGCUGUCACCGGGAGACGGAAAAGUGGCUGGUUAGAGCCUCGGCGGCUGCCGGAGCGGGGGGGCCGCUGCCUAAGGAGGGAUGCGGCUGCUCCCCGCUGCGCUCUGCUGGCUCCGAGGGCUCAUCCCAGGUUUGUCAGUGAAUGCACCAAUGGAACCGGGGAGCAGCAGUGCUGAGAAAUUUUAUAGGAUUCCUAAAGGAAAGGGACCACACUCAGUUGGAUGCACAGACCUGAUGACAGAAAAUGCAAUUGAGGGAAGCUUCUUGCGCCUAUAUUAUCCAUCAUGCAGUGCCACGGAUAAUGAAGAGGCACCAUGGAUUCCAGAUAAAGAAUACUAUCAGGGACUCUCUGACUUCCUUAACAUGUAUCGAGUUGUAGGAGAAAGGCUUUUCCAGUACUACGUUGGUUCAGUGACCUGUCCUGCAAAGUCAAAUGCUGCUUUUAAGAUGGGAGAAAAAUACCCACUCCUCAUUUUUUCCCAUGGACUUGGAGCUUUUCGGACCAUCUAUUCUGCUAUUUGCAUAGAGAUGGCUUCUCAAGGCUUUGUAGUGGCUGCUGUGGAACACAGAGAUGAAUCUGCUUCAGCAACAUAUUAUUGUAAAAAAAAGUCCAUUUCUGAACCACAGGAAGAGUCUGCGUCAGGCCUGGAGAAGGAGUGGAUCUACUACAGGAAAUUGAAAACUGGAGAGGAAGAGCGUUGUUUGCGCCAUAAGCAGGUGCAGCAGAGAGCACAGGAGUGUAUCAAAGCUCUCAAUCUCAUCCUUAAAAUCAAUUCAGGAGAGGAAGUAACGAAUAUGCUAAAUUCAGACUUCGACUGGAAUAGCCUAAAGGAUUCUGUUGAUACUAGCAGAAUAGCUGUGAUGGGACACUCUUUUGGUGGUGCUACAGUUAUUGAGAGUCUCAGCAAAGAAAUAAGAUUCAGGUGUGGCAUUGCCCUCGAUGCAUGGAUGCUUCCAGUUGGAGAUGACAUUUACCAAAACAGUGUCCAGCAACCUCUGCUUUUUAUCAACUCUGAAAAAUUCCAGUGGGCUGAUAACAUCUUAAAGAUGAAGAAGCUCAGCUCCAAUGACACAAACAAGAAAAUGAUUACUAUCAAGGGGUCAGUACAUCAGAGCUUUCCUGACUUUACCUUUGUGAGUGGAGGACUUAUUGGAAGAUUUUUCAAACUAAAAGGAGAAAUAGAUCCAAAUGAAGCUAUUGAUAUAAGCAAUCAUGCAUCAUUAGCCUUCCUGCAGAAACACUUGAGUCUUAAGAAAGAUUUUGAUCAGUGGGAUUCUCUUGUGGAUGGCAUAGGACCCAAUGUUAUUCCUGGUACCAAUAUUGACUUACCUCCAGCUGAACCUGAAUAAGGAAUACAAAGAAGUACUGAAAAUGCUACAGACAUCACAACACUAAUAUUGGCCAGACAAUUCUCAGACACAUGAUAACGUUGGCCACCUACACAGCUUUUGGGGUGUGGAACAAAAAAAGAAAAAAAAUAAAAGAGAUAAGGCAUUAGUUUUUAUUAUCAUCAAAAUGUAGAGAGAUUUAGUUCAAAUGAGUCAGUGGGAUUCUCUGAAACACUGCAACAGGGUAACUUCUGCUUGUAGGCAGCCGAGGGGAAAUCAUUUGAUGGUAAUUUAAACUCUCUGGUUUUGAUUUAUAAUCAAGUUUGCAGAGCGUUAAGCUUUAAGGAAUACAGCUGAAGUUGUGUUUACCAAGGUUUAAGUCAGUCUGCAUCCAGCAAACUUUUUUUGCAGUGGAAGAAAAAAAAAGAAAUCUCUGAUUUGUUAUUAAACCACUUUCAACUGUUGUCAGAGCACAGCUGAAAUACAAAGUUGGAGCAGGUUUUUGCUCCUCCUAAGUCGGAGAGGUACCAGAUGAAGGGUUUCAACACUGUCUUAUUUUAGUAAGCCCCAGUAAAAGCUACACGAAUUAUCUUAAUGUAACAGAAGUGUUUGUUCAGACACAGGAUUUCUCAUAUGAGCUCAAUCCACUUACAUUUAAGAUCUGUGUUUACUACGAUACUUUGAGGCUGUUUCCAUUCCAAAAGCUGCUGAAAUGGUCACUCUUGUUGUAUCAACUACAAUUCCCCUUAGUCAAAGCUCCAAGCACUGCCACUCUUGCUGUCUGAAUUACCACUGUCAGUCAUACUGUUGUAGGUGAAAUUACAGAAGAGUUGUGUCACUUUUACCACUCCCUUUAGAAAGGAGUAAUUAAGCAUUGCUUGAUCAUCUUGAUGUUUCUGUCAUGGAUGUACUACUCGGACACUCAUCUUUGUACAGGUACUUGCUGUCUGUAUCUGUCAGUAGAAGCAGUUGACUAUGUGGUUUGCUAACAGAAGCUCUGGUUUUUAGAGCAAAACUCCUUGAAGCUGCCACCUGGAAGAGCAACUUCUAAAUGAAUAAACCUUGCAAAAGGGGGAGUACUUCUAA
This is a messenger RNA of Melopsittacus undulatus (budgerigar), 2505 nucleotides long. RefSeq names its product phospholipase A2 group VII (gene PLA2G7). NCBI's taxonomy places the organism in Eukaryota, Metazoa, Chordata, Aves, Psittaciformes, Psittaculidae. The record is from RefSeq and is a predicted model, not a curated record. Gene Ontology annotation, molecular function: 1-alkyl-2-acetylglycerophosphocholine esterase activity. The transcript is spliced from 11 exons. Bases 172 to 1440 code for a protein of 422 amino acids.